CCCACGGGAGCGGGCGCUUGGGGGUGGGGCCGCACUUCCGGCCCCGCCAUCGUCCGUCUGCUAGGGCCGGUCGCAGUUCCAGGUUUCUUUCCCACCCUGCCCAAGAGGGCCCAGGAAGAAAGGCAAUGGCAGCUCCAUUCCUGACACUCAGGUCUCAGGAGUCUGUGACAUUUGAAGAUGUGGCAGUAUAUUUCACGGAGGAGGAAUGGGACCGAUUACACCCUGGUCAGAGGACCCUGUACCGGGACGUGAUGCUGGAGAAUUACGUGAAUGUCACCUCGCUUGCAGGGAUUCCCAUUUCCAAGCCCGAUGUGAUUGCCAAGCUGGAACAAGGGGCAAUGCCGUGGAUCUCAGACCUUCAAGGUGUGGAACAUGGAGAGGACCAGGCCAGCUGGGCAGCUGGGAUGCAGUGGGAAGAACAGUGGAAAUGGCAUCAGGACACCUGGCUCUGAAAUCUCUGCUGCCCUGGGUAGACACCAGGAGCCCUCUUGGCUCUCCCUCUUAGGACAGCAUCGGUCUGGU
This is a messenger RNA of Dromiciops gliroides (monito del monte), 522 nucleotides long. RefSeq names its product zinc finger protein 2-like. The record is from RefSeq and is a predicted model, not a curated record. The coding region runs from base 126 to 452 and encodes 108 amino acids. The transcript is spliced from 5 exons. Gene Ontology annotation, biological process: regulation of DNA-templated transcription. NCBI's taxonomy places the organism in Eukaryota, Metazoa, Chordata, Mammalia, Microbiotheria, Microbiotheriidae.